GGUGUAGAACGCAAGUCUCUUAAAAUGUUGGUUUUACGCAAUUUUCGGGGCACAUUUCAGACGCAAAAGCUGUUGCCCCUGGUGGGUUCCAAUAAAUCAACACGUUGGCAAACCAAUGCAGCUGUUGCCGGUACCGCCGAGAAGCCUAGACCCACCUAUGACAGCGAGUGGCAGAAUGCGCGAUCCUUUACAGAAAUGCCACGUGCGGGUGUCCUUGAUUUGAUAUUCAAAAUGUUGCCUGGCGGAAAAUACAGCAAACUGGACAUAUCCGAGAUGAUUGAGGCCAUGCGACUGGAUUAUGGCAACAUUUUUCUGAUGUCAGCCAUGUUCGGCCGUAAAGCUCUGCUCACAACGCACAAUCCUCAGGACUUUGAGGUAAUCUUCCGGCACGAGGGCAUCUGGCCCAACCGGCCUGGCAACGAUACACUGCGCUACCAUCGAGAGAAGCAUCGUCGGGACUUCUUCGAAGGCGUCGAUGGUCUAAUACCCUCACAGGGCAAGGUGUGGGGCGAUUUCCGUAGCAUUGUCAACCCGAUACUGAUGCAGCCUAAAUCUGUGCGUCUAUACUACAAGAAAAUGUCGCAAGUCAACCGCGAGUUCGUGGAGCGCAUUAAAGCUAUUCGGGAUCCAAACACAUUGGAGACUCCCGCGGACUUUGAAGACUACAUCAACCGUUGGACUCUGGAAUCAGUCUCAGUGGUGGCUCUGGAUAAACAACUAGGGCUCCUUAAGGGCUCAAGCGUCAAUGAGGAGGCUUCGCUACUCAUUCAAAGCUUAAACGAAUUCUUUGAGCUUUCAGCCGACCUAGAAAUUAAACCAUCGAUUUGGCGUUACUAUGAAACGGCCAAGUUGAAGAGAGUGAUGAAAUCUCUAGAUAACAUACAAGUGACAACUUUAGGUUUUGUAAACGAGGCACUCGAACGUCUAGAGUCGGAGGCCAAGCAAGGUAUAGUGCGAGCAGACAACGAGCAAAGCGUUCUGGAGAAGCUCUUGAAGAUUGAUAAAAAGGUGGCCACCAUUAUGGCCAUGGAUAUGCUGAUGGCAGGAGUGGAUACAACUUCCAGCACAUUUGUGGCCGCUUUGUUGUCCAUAGCUAAGAAUCCGGAGAAACAGGAGAAGCUGCGUGAGGAGGUGAUGCGAAUCCUACCGAACAAGGACUCCGAGUUCACAGAGGCCUCAAUGAAAAACGUGCCCUAUUUGCGGGCCUGCAUCAAAGAAUCGCAGCGCAUCUACCCCCUAAUUGUUGGAAAUAUACGCAUAACGGAACGCGACUGUGUCCUGAGCGGUUAUCAGGUGCCAGCUGGAACAUUUGUCUCCAUGAUACCGUUACGUUCGCUUAAAAGCGACAGUUAUUUUCCACGUGCCGACGAAUUUUUGCCCGAACGUUGGCUGCGUUCCGAAUCAACGCCAGGUACCGAAGGCAAAUGUCCAGCCAAUGCUUUAAAGCUCACCAAUCCGUUUGUCUUCCUUCCCUUUGGGUUUGGGCCGCGUAUGUGUGUGGGAAAACGAAUUGUGGACAUGGAACUAGAACUGGGAAUUGCACGACUCAUUCGAAACUUCAAAAUCGAGUUCAAUCAUCCCACAGAAAAGGCAUUCCGCUCGGUGCUCAUCAAUAUGCCCAAUAUACCUUUGAAGUUCAAGUUUACCGACCUAAGCAACUAGUCUGGGGCUAUGCUGUUUAGAAGAAUGUCCCAGACCUAAAUAUUGUAAUACCAUAUCAGACAAAUAGUUUUUAUAAAUUAAUACCUCAAAAUAAAGCAUAAAAAUCCUUAUUAAAA
This is a messenger RNA of Scaptodrosophila lebanonensis, 1778 nucleotides long. RefSeq names its product probable cytochrome P450 12a4, mitochondrial. The transcript is spliced from 4 exons. Bases 25 to 1662 code for a protein of 545 amino acids. Gene Ontology annotation, molecular function: heme binding; oxidoreductase activity, acting on paired donors, with incorporation or reduction of molecular oxygen; monooxygenase activity. Lineage: Eukaryota; Metazoa; Arthropoda; Insecta; Diptera; Drosophilidae. The record is from RefSeq and is a predicted model, not a curated record.